Ooceraea biroi (clonal raider ant) is the source of this 2197-nucleotide messenger RNA. RefSeq names its product leucine-rich repeat extensin-like protein 3. The record is from RefSeq and is a predicted model, not a curated record. Lineage: Eukaryota; Metazoa; Arthropoda; Insecta; Hymenoptera; Formicidae.
CAUCGCUAUAGUGAAAAAAUAGUUCACUAGCAACUCCAGCAUCCCCUUAAGGGGAUGCUGGAGCUGCUAGUGAACUUUUUCGUGAAAGUGCUGCCACUUCGAUGGAACUAAAAUAUCAGUGGCUGACAGAAUUGAUAUUACCGACAUGUCGGGAAGACGUGAAUGCUUCAAAACUCUGAAGCAUUUGGAACGUCAACUGGACUGUAAGAAGUCUUUCAAUAUUUAGGGUGCGUUCCGAGUCGCGCAUAUGCGCGCAUUUAUCUAUAAUAAUGUAUUAUAUAUCACAACAAACUUACUUUUUUACAAUAUAUAUCAAAUAUGCAUAUGAACAUUCCAAUAAGAGUUUUUUCAUACAAUCAUUAUAUUUUGUAGCUUCUCGUAUAUGAAACUUUUAUAGGAUAUCUAUAAAACAAAAAAUCAAAUUCACCAAAACAUCGCUACUAUUUGUAUCAAAAUCUAGAGCCAGAUUACUUAUAAGUUAAUAAAAUGAUGUGAAAUGAUUGUGAAUGUGUCAAAAUACUUUGAAUUAUUUUUAAUAACGCAGAAUCUUCGUCGAUUUUGAAUAAAUGUGAUGGGAGUAUAUAAAAAUAUAAACUAAAUAAAUCUGAAAAUGACACUAAUUAGUAUUUAUUAAAAUUAAAUAUAGUCUGGAAAAUAAUACAUGUUGCAAUCAAGCUUGCUACAUAACAUUCAACAAGCAUAAUGAUGUAUUUUUAAAUAAUUAUGUAUUAUUUAAUCAACACUGAUGCAACUGGUCUUGUAACUGAGCAUACCGCAUUUGUAACGAGCGUUCUCCUUCUGUUUGUCUGUCACGUCUUCCAUGAGUGCAUUUAUUCGUCUUCGAAUCGCCACCUCUUCCUGUAUUUGCAACAAUUUAAAUGUUGACAAAUCCAAAUACUUGCUCUAUGUGUUCUCCAAGUUCAUGCAGCUGUUUUGUGAGAACUUGUGUUAUGUAUAAUAUAUAAAAUAUCUAAAAUAUUUUUAAAUAAGAGUAAGAAAGAAGGCAAUGUUUUUAUUACAUAUUAGAAGAAAAAAGAAACAUUCUGAACUAGUAUAGCAAUGGAACACCGUUCUCUUGAGUAGGUUUAGCAGCGCCAAGUAUUUCGAAUAAGUUACUUACUAAUAACAUCCUUCAGUGACAUUAAAUAUUUAGAAAAUUUAAAAUAUUUAUAAAAAUUUAGAAAUAGAAUGGGCCUCUCCAACGCCCAUUCCCGUGAGAACGCAACCAAUUUAUUUUUUCGUCUCUCCGAUUGAUCAUAGGAGGCAUGUGAGCAAUAACGCAUUUGUUGCAAGAAGCGUUCGCGCGAAUAACGCACGCAUCGAGCAACAAUGUUUUACUCAACAUUUAUGACAUCAUUGAUUAUGAGGUCAUUGCCACGUAUGUGAUGCCUUUGAAAAUGUGAUGUGUAAACAUUUUUAGGUCGGGAAAAGCGUCAGUUCCUUACUUUGUAAAAUAGUAAGAAAAUGACGUCUCAUGCGCUUCGCGUCAUUGCAAUAUUUUUCCUCGCAUGAAUCUUUUCCCAACGCUAUAGCAGUAGCAAAGGCGGCAGCAUAAAUACCACAACUCGUAUAAUCCGGUUGUGUUUGCACCUUUUCAAAAAUUAUAUCGCUCACGUUUAUUUGUGGGAAACGUUUGCGAAUAUAAUACCACCGCCACCACCAUCGCAACUACCACCGCUGACGGAGCAACAAACAACGACGACGGCGAUAGUACCACCGCCACCACCAUCGCAACCACCACCGCCGACGGGGCAACAAACAACGACGACGGCGAUGGUACCAUCGCCACCACCGUCGCAAUCACCACCGCCAACGGGGCAACAAACAACGACGACGACGGUGACGAUACCACCGCCGACGGGGCAACAAACAACGGAUCAUCCACCGUCACGGGAUGCAGGAAAAGGAAGAGGAAGAGGAAGAGGGGCGCCCGUAUCGCAUAAACAAGUGAAAAAUAUCAUUCGUCGGGUGCUGCAAGUGGAGAGGAGGAGAAUGGGGUAUACACUACCCCCACCACCGCCGCCUCCCACACCGUAUGCACCGUACGCGCCACCGCCGCCCACACCGUAUGCACCGUACGCACCGCCGCCGCCCACACCGUAUGCACCGUACCCAUAUCCAUAUAGAUAUUAAAAAUUGUCUUUAAAAAUAUGCCUUCUCCAUUCCAUUCUAUAUAAUAAAUAUCAUAUAAAAAAUA